Molecule: messenger RNA, 843 nt
Organism: Juglans regia (Persian walnut)
Lineage: Eukaryota; Viridiplantae; Streptophyta; Magnoliopsida; Fagales; Juglandaceae
Exons: 3
Coding region: 1-843 (280 amino acids)
Source: RefSeq, a predicted model, not a curated record
AUGAAGUCUGAAAUUGAAACUUUUGAGGCUAAUCAUACCUGGUCUAUCACCACCCUACCUCAUGGAAAAGAAAUUGUUGGCUCAAUUCAUGGUUGGCACUUAGCUCAACUGGACGUGCAUAAUGCAUUUCUUAAUGGAGAUCUCAAUGAGGAGAUAUAUAUGGAUUUACCACCAAGUUAUGUGGUCCAUGGGGAGUCUUCUCAGAAGAAGAAUCUGGUCUGCAGGUUGCAUAAGUCGCUUUAUGGCUUGAAGCAAGCAUCUACACUCUUGGUUUAUGUUGACGAUAUAAUUGUAGGGAGCAACAAUUUGGUUGCCAUUGAAACUGUCAAAACGUUCCUACACAAUCAAUUCAAGAUAAAGGAUCUUAGUUCCUUGAAGCUCUUCUUGGGGAUAAAAGUGGCUAGAACUGCAGCUAGUAUUCACAUUUGUCAGAGGAAGUACACUCUUGAGAUCUUAGAAGAUGCUAGCAUGCUUGGUUGUAAACCUGUUAAUACCCCAAUUGAAACAAACCAUAACCUGUCUCACUCUUCUACUGAUGUGCUCACAUAUGUAACAAGCUAUUGGAGACUAAUUGGGAGACUUAUUUACUUAACAAUCAGCAAACCAGACAUUACCUAUGAUGUGAGUGUUCUUAGUCAAUUCAUGGAUAAACCAGCUCAAAUUCAUUUACAUUAUGCUCACAUAAUUUUUAGAUACUUUAAGGGUUCGAUUGGUCAAGGGAUUUUCUCUUUAGCUUCUUUGCAUUUUAAAGCUUAUAGUGAUUCAGAUUGGGCAGCAUGUCCUGAGACUCGAAAGUCAGUUAUUGUUUUCUGUAUCUUUCUUGGAGACUCAUUAGUGAGUUAA